CGACGGCGGGGAGGGAGCAGGGGGACGAGCCGCAGGAGGAAGACCGAGCGGGAGCGGGGCAGCCCCGGAGACGUCAGCGGAGGCCUCGGAGCCCGGGGCGGCGUCGCCGGUGGUGGUGCCGGAGGCGAUGUCGGGGCGGCAGACGGAGGCCGACGAGAGGAGCGAUGAGCUCGAGGCGCUGUCGCUGCGCGUGGAGGCGAUCGCCUCGCACCAGCGGCAGAUCGACGAGCGGACCGCCCCGGAUCGAGGGCCUCGAGGCCCUCACGGCGCGCCAGGAGGACCUCCUCCAGGCCGGCGCCGUGCCGGGGGGGCUGGAGGCGCUGGCGCGGACGGUGGCGAGGAUGUCCGCGCGGCUGGAGGAGAUGGACGAGGCCCAGCCCACGGACUCUUGGAGGGGCCAGCCCGCGCGCUACGCGACGGUCGGCUCCGCCGAGACGCGGGUCUGCCUCCUUCCUCGUCGUCAUCAUCCUCCUUCCUCUCCUCUCUGGACGCCCGAAAUGGGUACCGAAAGAAUGGGUACAAUGCCCAACAGCAGUUCCUGUUCAUUUUGAACAGGAUCCGCUGCCCACGCC
Prorocentrum cordatum is the source of this 572-nucleotide messenger RNA. NCBI's taxonomy places the organism in Eukaryota, Dinophyceae, Prorocentrales, Prorocentraceae. The record is from the annotation of a GenBank genome assembly.